Messenger RNA from Gossypium raimondii (Peruvian cotton), 674 nucleotides. Its product is annotated as 60S ribosomal protein L27-3. Gene Ontology annotation, biological process: translation. The record is from RefSeq and is a predicted model, not a curated record. The transcript has a single exon. Gene Ontology annotation, cellular component: cytosolic large ribosomal subunit; ribosome. Lineage: Eukaryota; Viridiplantae; Streptophyta; Magnoliopsida; Malvales; Malvaceae. Gene Ontology annotation, molecular function: structural constituent of ribosome. Bases 133 to 540 code for a protein of 135 amino acids.
UUUCGGCUGAUGCAAUAUAUACCAUAGAUUUUUUCUUUUCCCUCUCCCACACUCUGUAACUUCUACCAUAGUGCGAUUGGGAGGACGAAACCAACAAAGAAAAGCGGACAGUGAGGAGCAACAGCAGCAACAAUGGUGAAGUUCCUGAAGCCAAACAAGGCGGUGGUUGUCCUUCAGGGUCGCUACGCCGGUCGUAAGGCGGUGAUCGUCAAAUCCUUCGACGAAGGAACCCGCGACCGCCCUUACGGUCACUGUUUGGUUGCAGGGAUUAAGAAAUACCCAAGCAAAGUUGUCCGAAAGGACUCUUCCAAGAAAACGGCCAAGAAAUCCCGCGUGAAAUGCUUCCUCAAGCUCGUCAAUUACCAGCACGUGAUGCCGACGCGUUACACCUUGGAUGUGGACUUGAAGGAUGUGGUCACCGUCGACUCCCUCCAAAGCAAGGACAAGAAAGUCUCUGCUUGCAAGGCUACCAAGCAGAAGCUCGAGGAGAGGUUUAAGACAGGGAAAAACAGGUGGUUUUUCACAAAGUUAAGGUUUUGAGAUCUGGGUUUCUGUUAUUUUGGAUUGAUUUUGAGAGUUUAUUUAGUGUUUUGACCAUUUGUUUUAUCAUCACAUAUUAUUGCUGGUUUUGAGCAUCGUUUUAUGAUAAAUUUGAGCUUUGCUUUAUGAUAAAA